This is a messenger RNA of Copidosoma floridanum, 723 nucleotides long. RefSeq names its product ribosomal protein S8 (gene RpS8). Gene Ontology annotation, cellular component: ribosome. Lineage: Eukaryota; Metazoa; Arthropoda; Insecta; Hymenoptera; Encyrtidae. The record is from RefSeq and is a predicted model, not a curated record. Gene Ontology annotation, biological process: translation. Gene Ontology annotation, molecular function: structural constituent of ribosome.
CGCAAAAUUAUACCCACGUUCGUGUGGUCGCUCGAGUUCUUUUUACUUCGCCACCAUGGGUAUCUCCAGAGACCAUUGGCAUAAAAGGCGAGAAACGGGUGGCAAGAGAAAGCCAAUCCGUAAGAAGAGGAAGUUCGAGUUAGGACGUCCCGCUGCCAACACCAAGCUUGGCCCUCAGCGUAUUCACACUGUACGUACAAGGGGAGGUAACAAAAAAUACAGAGCUCUGCGUUUGGACAUUGGCAAUUUUGCUUGGGGAUCUGAAGGCAGAGCACGCAAGACCCGUAUUAUUGAUGUUGUUUACAAUGCAUCGAACAACGAGCUCGUGAGAACCAAAACGUUGGUGAAGAACGCUAUCGUCACAGUUGAUGCUACUCCGUUCAGACAGUGGUACGAGGCUCACUAUGCUCUUCCCUUGGGACGCAAACGUGGAGCUAAACUAACUGAAGCUGAAGAAGAAGUCCUAAACAAAAAGAGAUCGAAAAAGUGUAUGUCAAAAUACAAAAAAAGACAGAAGGUUGCUAAAGUAGAACAGGGAUUGGAAGAUCAGUUUGCUACUGGUAGAGUUCUUGCUUGCAUCGCUAGCAGGCCAGGACAGUGUGGUAGAGCUGAUGGUUACAUUCUAGAAGGCAAAGAGCUGGAAUUCUACCUUAGAAAAAUUAAGAGCAAGAAGGCAAAAUAAUUUUGUAUUAUGAAAUAAAAUAAAAAUCGUUCAAUAAAGUU